Messenger RNA from Rattus rattus (black rat), 4997 nucleotides. RefSeq names its product ATP binding cassette subfamily B member 11 (gene Abcb11). Bases 218 to 4183 code for a protein of 1321 amino acids. Gene Ontology annotation, cellular component: membrane. The record is from RefSeq and is a predicted model, not a curated record. Gene Ontology annotation, molecular function: ABC-type transporter activity; ATP hydrolysis activity; ATP binding. Lineage: Eukaryota; Metazoa; Chordata; Mammalia; Rodentia; Muridae. The transcript is spliced from 29 exons. Gene Ontology annotation, biological process: transmembrane transport.
UGAACUUGAAAAGUGGUGUACAAUCCUGACUUUCCACAGUGGGGUCUCUCUCUUCUCCUGGCUCCGUCAAGUUCACAUCUGUAGGGUCCAACUUGGGCGGCGUGGUGUAGGCUGCUGGUACCUGAUGAACCUGAAUUUGGAAGACUGAAGAAAGUUGUACUGUAGCCUCCUCUGAACCAAAAGCUGAAAAGGUUGUUGAGUGCAGAUUGCAGACACCAUGUCUGACUCAGUGAUUCUUCGCAGCGUGAAGAAAUUUGGAGAGGAGAAUCAUGCUUUUGAAUCAGAUGGAUCACAUAACAAUGAUAAGAAAUCAAGGUUACAAGAUAAGAUGAAGGAGGAAGACGUUCGAGUUGGCUUCUUUGAACUGUUUCGAUUUUCUUCAUCAAAAGACGUCUGGCUGAUGCUUAUGGGAGGCGUGUGCGCAUUUCUACAUGGAAUGGCCCAGCCAGGCAUACUUAUUAUUUUUGGUAUAAUGACAGAUAUUUUUAUUAAAUAUGACAUUGAAAGGCAAGAACUCGAGAUACCAGGAAAAGCGUGUGUGAAUAACACCAUUGUAUGGAUCAACAGCUCCUUCCACCAGAACAUGACAAAUGGAACAGUCUGUGGGUUGGUGGACAUUGAAAGUGAAAUGAUCAAAUUCUCUGGCAUCUACGUAGGAGUCGGCGUGUCAGUACUUAUCCUUGGAUACUUUCAAAUAAGGUUAUGGGUCAUCACUGGGGCUCGUCAGAUAAGGAGAAUGAGGAAAAUUUACUUCCGGCGAAUAAUGAGAAUGGAAAUUGGAUGGUUCGACUGCACUUCUGUGGGAGAGCUGAAUUCAAGGUUUGCUGAUGAUAUUGAUAAAAUCAAUGAAGCCAUUGCCGACCAGUUGGCUCAUUUCCUCCAGCGCAUGUCGACGGCUAUGUGUGGGUUACUUUUAGGGUUCUACAGGGGUUGGAAACUAACCUUGGUGAUUCUUGCUGUCAGCCCUCUCAUUGGCAUUGGGGCAGCCAUCAUAGGUCUGAGUAUAGCCAAGUUCACGGAGCUUGAGUUGAAGGCUUAUGCCAAAGCGGGGUCUAUUGCUGAUGAAGUCCUCUCAUCUAUUCGAACAGUGGCUGCUUUCGGUGGUGAGAACAAAGAGGUUGAAAGGUAUGAGAAAAAUCUUGUGUUUGCCCAGCGCUGGGGAAUUUGGAAAGGAAUGGUGAUGGGCUUCUUCACUGGGUACAUGUGGUGUCUCAUUUUCUUCUGUUAUGCGCUGGCCUUCUGGUAUGGUUCCACACUUGUCCUAGAUGAAGAAGAGUAUACACCAGGGACACUGGUCCAGAUUUUCCUCUGUGUCAUAUUAGCAGCUAUGAAUAUUGGCCAUGCAUCUUCUUGCUUGGAAAUCUUCUCCACUGGGUGUUCAGCAGCUACCAAUAUUUUUCAAACAAUAGACAGGCAACCUGUCAUUGACUGCAUGUCAGGAGAUGGCUACAAGCUAGACCGAAUCAAGGGUGAAAUUGAGUUCCACAAUGUGACCUUCCAUUAUCCUUCUAGACCAGACGUGAAGAUUUUAGAUAACCUCAACAUGGUCAUAAAGCCAGGGGAAACGACGGCUCUGGUGGGAUCCAGUGGGGCUGGGAAGAGUACAGCAUUACAGCUCAUUCAGAGAUUCUAUGACCCCUGUGAAGGCAUGGUGACUCUGGACGGCCAUGACAUUCGCUCUCUUAACAUCCGGUGGUUGAGAGAUCAAAUCGGGAUCGUGGAACAGGAGCCCGUUCUGUUCUCCACCACUAUCGCAGAAAACAUCCGUUUUGGCAGAGAAGAUGCAACAAUGGAAGACAUAGUCCAAGCUGCCAAGGAUGCUAAUGCAUACAACUUCAUUAUGGCCCUGCCGCAGCAAUUCGACACCCUUGUCGGAGAAGGAGGAGGCCAGAUGAGUGGUGGUCAGAAGCAAAGGGUAGCCAUUGCCCGAGCCCUCAUACGGAAUCCCAAGAUCUUGCUUCUGGAUAUGGCUACCUCAGCACUGGACAAUGAGAGUGAAGCUAGAGUACAAGAAGCAUUGAAUAAGAUCCAACAUGGGCACACAAUCAUCUCAGUUGCCCAUCGCCUGUCAACAGUCAGAGCUGCAGAUGUAAUCAUUGGGUUUGAGCAUGGAGUAGCUGUGGAAAGGGGGACCCAUGAAGAGCUGCUAGAAAGAAAAGGUGUCUACUUCAUGCUUGUGACCCUGCAAAGCCAAGGAGAUAAUGCUCACAAAGAAACGAGCAUAAAGGGGAAAGAUGCGACGGAAGGUGGCACCCUUGAGAGGACCUUUUCCAGAGGCAGCUAUCGGGAUAGUUUAAGAGCUUCGAUCCGGCAACGCUCCAAGUCUCAGCUGUCUCUUCUGACACAUGACCCUCCACUGGCUGUUGCUGAUCACAAAUCCUCUUACAAAGACAGCAAGGACAAUGACGUGCUUGUGGAAGAAGUUGAACCUGCCCCAGUUAGGAGGAUUCUAAAAUACAACGUUCCAGAAUGGCACUACAUUCUGGUAGGAUCUUUGAGUGCAGCCAUUAAUGGGGCAGUCACACCCAUCUACUCCCUUUUAUUCAGCCAGCUCCUUGGGACUUUUUCACUCCUCGAUAAAGAACAACAAAAGUCAGAGAUUCACAACAUGUGUCUGUUCUUUGUCAUCCUGGGCUGUGUAUCCAUUUUCACACAAUUUCUGCAGGGUUACACUUUUGCCAAAUCCGGAGAGCUCCUCACAAAGAGGCUGAGGAAAUUUGGUUUCAAGGCAAUGUUAGGACAAGAUAUCGGCUGGUUCGAUGACCUCAGAAAUAAUCCUGGAGUACUGACGACUAGGCUUGCUACAGAUGCUUCCCAAGUUCAAGGGGCUACUGGCUCUCAAGUUGGAAUGAUGGUCAAUUCCUUCACUAACAUCAUCACGGCCUUGCUGAUUGCCUUCUUCUUUAGCUGGAAGCUCAGUCUGAUUAUAACGAUCUUCUUCCCCUUUCUGGCUUUAUCGGGAGCUGUACAGACAAAAAUGUUGACGGGAUUCGCUUCUCAAGACAAGGAAGCUCUGGAGAAGGCUGGUCAGAUCACCAGCGAAGCCCUCAGCAAUAUCCGCACAGUUGCUGGGAUUGCAGUGGAGGGAAGAUUCAUUAAAGCAUUUGAGGUUGAACUCCAGACAUCAUACAAGACUGCUGUCAGGAAGGCGAAUAUCUAUGGACUCUGCUUUGCCUUUUCCCAGGGGAUAUCAUUUCUUGCAAAUUCCGCUGCCUAUAGAUAUGGAGGUUACUUAAUAGCCCACGAAGGUCUGGGCUUCAGCCACGUUUACAGGGUGGUCUCUUCAGUCUCACUGAGUGCAACGGCCGUUGGAAGAACAUUCUCUUACACUCCGAGCUAUGCCAAAGCUAAAAUAUCAGCUGCACGCUUUUUUCAACUGCUAGAUCGGAAACCUCCAAUUAAUGUGUACAGUGAAGCAGGUGAAAAAUGGGACAACUUCCAAGGGAAGAUUGAUUUUAUCGACUGUAAAUUUACGUAUCCUUCUCGACCUGAUAUCCAAGUUCUGAAUGGUCUCUCAGUAUCUGUCAAUCCUGGGCAGACGCUGGCAUUAGUUGGGAGCAGUGGGUGUGGCAAAAGCACCAGCAUUCAGCUGUUGGAACGGUUCUAUGAUCCUGAUCAGGGAACUGUGAUGAUAGAUGGUCAUGACAGCAAAAAAGUCAACGUUCAGUUCCUCCGUUCCAACAUCGGGAUUGUCUCCCAGGAGCCAGUGCUGUUUGACUGUAGCAUAAUGGACAACAUCAAGUACGGGGACAACACCAAAGAGAUCUCCGUGGAGAGAGCCAUAGCUGCUGCAAAGCAGGCUCAGCUGCAUGACUUCGUCAUGUCGCUCCCAGAGAAAUAUGAAACUAAUGUUGGGAUCCAGGGCUCUCAACUCUCUCGUGGGGAGAAACAACGCAUUGCUAUUGCUCGGGCCAUUGUGCGAGAUCCUAAAAUCUUACUACUGGAUGAAGCUACAUCUGCCCUAGACACAGAAAGUGAAAAGACAGUGCAGACUGCUCUGGACAAAGCCAGAGAGGGUCGGACCUGCAUUGUCAUUGCUCAUCGUUUGUCCACCAUCCAGAACUCAGAUAUCAUUGCUGUCGUGUCACAAGGAGUGGUGAUUGAAAAAGGGACCCAUGAGAAACUGAUGGCCCAGAAGGGAGCCUACUACAAGCUGGUCAUCACUGGAGCCCCCAUCAGUUGACCUGACUGGAGACUUCACACAGAUAAUGAUGUGCUGAGUACAGGAGGGCUGUGGGUUUUUGUAGCCAUAUAGAGAAUUAUUAAUGCUUUACAGACAGAGGUAUCCACUGGGAUCCAAAGUAAUUUUGAGUGACUUUCAGUAAUAAUUUCAGUUUGAAAUGUCUACGUAGAAAGGAGAGAGCCCAGAGUCAGCAUGAGUCAAAGUUCAAAGUCCAAGGUCAAGUAGCUGCUUAUCUGCCGGCCAGUGCUGCUCUGGGUAGAAACUGGUCACUGUCUCCAUCGAGGACGCCGCGGUGAGAGCAUGGAGUCCUCCUUCAGGACAGAGGGUUAGCUCUUGCAUCUGGGAAAGCUCCCUGCGCACUGAGCCUGCUCUGUAAUCUGCACUCAACUGUUUGAGUCAGUUCAAGGCCAAGAGCUAAGGACCCAAGGCUACUGGUAUUUCUUAACUGAGUUUAGUUUGUUUACUAUAGGGAAGCAAAUUUAUUUACCUUUAACUCCUGUGAGUAGGGUGCGGAGCCCUUUCCCAUUCUGGCAUCUCCCAGGCUCAGGGAGGCCAAGGUGACAAAAGGAGAAGUAGAGGUCGCUGGUCAGGUGUGUUGAUUGGACCGAAGGCUCAGGGUGUUGGUGUCACUGUACACUACAGUGGAUCUGCCAGUGUGAAGCAGGGGCUCUCUACCAGGACUUCGACUUUUCAUUCCCUGCCACCAUGUCACCUGAUGUCCCUUACUCUUAGGAAAGUCUAUGCAUGGAAUGGAAAUGCACCCGAAUCUUAAGUUGUUACAUAAAAAAAUCUAGUAAAACAUAGUAGGAAAAAA